GAAGGUGGAGCUAGCCAACUCGCAGCUGACUGAGACCCAGGAGAAGUGGCAGCAGCUGGACAGCAGUCAGCGUAGCUUGUCCUCCCACUGGCUGACGGAGCGGGAUCAGCUGAAGGCCGAACUAGACCAGCUGAAGGUCCGCUGUGCCGACCUUGAGAAGACCAACACGGAGAAACAGCGUCGCCUCAAGGAGAUGGAGGAAACCAGGGGGAAAGUGGCCUCCACCGCGGGCGGCGCUUCGAUCGCAAAAAUCGAUGCGCUGCAGAAGGAGAAGACAAAACUGGAGAGGCAGGUCAAGGAAUUCGAAGAAAAAAUCAGCCAGCAUGAGAAGGGCCAGCGGACGGCAGAGGAAAAACUGCAACAGCUGGAGAAAAAGCACAAGGCGGAGAAGGCUGAGUGGGAGAGCUCAAAGGCAUCUGCCCAGGACGCUGGAUCAUCCUCAAAAUCAAGAAUUGAAAAGCUUGAGUCGGAGCUCGCUGAGCAGAUGCAGGAAUAUGAAGACCUCACCAGAAAAUAUGAGCUGUUGGAGGAAGAUUAUGUAGUCAUCAAGGCUCAAAUGGUGAUGGAAAAAGAGCAAAUUGAAGGCGAGUUUACGACCCUGAAGCACGAAUACGACACAGCAGAGCGGGAAUUACGCGCCCUGAGGGACACCUACAACACGAAGCAGGACCAGUGGAUCAAGGACAAGCUGGAUCUGCAGGAAAAGGAGACGGACGAGAAACUGAGCCGGUCUGGAGGCGACGUGUGGAAGCUGGAGAGGGCCCGGCUUCAGGAGCAGAUCGGCGACAAGGAUAACGAAAUCCCAGGCUGA
Molecule: messenger RNA, 811 nt
Organism: Pollicipes pollicipes
Lineage: Eukaryota; Metazoa; Arthropoda; Thecostraca; Pollicipedomorpha; Pollicipedidae
Product: tropomyosin-like
Exons: 7
Coding region: 194-811 (205 amino acids)
Source: RefSeq, a predicted model, not a curated record